AUGAAUUUGAUUCAACGGGGUGGAAAGUUUUUGGAGGAUUAUCAGAAAUACCAUCCUAAGGCAGUGAUGAAAAAGGCUAGGCCUUGUGUGAGGUGGGAAUGCCCACCUAGUGGAAGGCUGAAAAUAAAUGUCGAUGGAGCAGUUUGCUUGGAGAAUGGAUAUGGGGGAAUUGGGGUAGUAGUGAGGGAUGAAGUUGGUAUGGGUAUUGCUGCAGUAGCAAGGCCUUUUCUACAUGCAUACUUGGUUCUUAAUAUGGAAGCGGAGGCGUGUAGGGUUGGUCUUCUUCUUGGUAUUCACCAAGGUUGGACAAACAUUGACAUUGAAAGCGACUCUGCCACCCUUGUGGCUGCUCUUAAAAGUGAGGAGAAAGAUCUCUCGGAGGUAAACCGGGUUAUAAGUGAUUGUAAAAGUUACUUUAGUGUUUUUUAA
Messenger RNA from Fragaria vesca subsp. vesca, 429 nucleotides. RefSeq lists its product as uncharacterized. Bases 1 to 429 code for a protein of 142 amino acids. NCBI's taxonomy places the organism in Eukaryota, Viridiplantae, Streptophyta, Magnoliopsida, Rosales, Rosaceae. The record is from RefSeq and is a predicted model, not a curated record. The transcript has a single exon.